Messenger RNA from Rhipicephalus microplus (southern cattle tick), 2280 nucleotides. Its product is annotated as caprin-1. Lineage: Eukaryota; Metazoa; Arthropoda; Arachnida; Ixodida; Ixodidae. Gene Ontology annotation, molecular function: RNA binding. Gene Ontology annotation, cellular component: cytoplasm. The record is from RefSeq and is a predicted model, not a curated record.
UUUUUUGGGACAGCGCAAGUGGCACGCACGCCGAGCUUGACGCUGUUGUUGGUUGAAGCAUGCCGUCGGCCGCUGCCAAGAUCGAGAAACCGGCCUCGCUGGAGGGCCAGGACUCCCUCAAGAGCAUCGUGACCAUUUUCGAGAAGAAGACCAGGAACCUCGAAAAGCGCAAGGGGAAGUUGGAACAGCUGAGGAAGGAGCUGGAACAAGGCAAGGAACUCAACGAGGACCAAAAGGCAGCGGUUGGAAAAUAUGAACAGGUGCAGGAGACUCUGGAGUUGACAAAGGAGCUGCAGAAAAGUGUCACCGCGGUCGUCCAAGAGCACCUGCGGCAGCUGAAACGCCAGGCGCGUCGCGAGCAGCUGGAGCGUCAGGCGCGGGAAGUUCAGCGGGUGCGCGAGCUGCUGGAGGUCCAGGAUGUGCUGAUGGCCCUGGGUUCGCCCGAGGUGCGGCAGUGCUUUCUGGAUGGUGAGGAGGGUGCCCCGCGACUGUCUUCGGAGACCUUUGACCAGUUGGACCAGCUGUACAAGCUGGUGUGCCCCGACCGGGACGAUUGUGAGCCGGGCACCUUCCCCGGCCAUCUGCUGCAGGCAGCGGAACACCUGGUGGCCCUUCUGGACGCACGACCGAAGCCUGUGCUCAGCACGACAUACAAGGCAAUGCGGGAUGUGCUGCUGGAGGUGCAACAGAGCGCGUACUUCUCGGGGACGUCCGGAGAAGAGCCAACGCCUGCUGCACCUGCUUCCGAAGACGACGCCACUGCCACAGAGGAGGAAGAGCAGCAGCCGCAGCCGGAGGCUGUCGCAGGGUCCGAGUCUCCGGUCAGCGAGGUGCCCGAAUCCUUGGUAGAGCCACCACAGCAGCAGCAACCACCACUUCCACAGCCGGUAGCAACAGUGCCGAGCCCCCUGCGGGAGACCGAGACGACCCCCAUGCCGGUGGCACCCGUUGUACAAGCGACCACGGCCCCAUCUCCGCUGCUGCCCGGUGACGCAGUCUCCGAAUCUGCCGCGGUAGCGGAGGCUCCAUCCCUGGUCCCAGGCCGACUCGACUUCUUCCAAGAGUCUCAGAUCGACCUCGAGUCGCCGCACAUGGAUCCGGCUGUCGUGGCGGCCCUCCCCUCGGUGCCUGCCAUGGCUCUUCCACCUGCCGCCAUCGUCCAGCCCGCUGGCUUCGUGCUGGCCGCCGGGCCCCCGCCCCAUCCCGUGGCGGCUGUGCCUCCUCCCCCCCACCACGGCGCUCCUCACCAGCCGCUAAUGAGCCACCCCCUCCCACCUCAUCCACAGCCUGUGGUACAGCCAGUGCAACAACCUGUUGUCCAGCAACAACCGCCGCAUCCCCAGCCACACCCGCCACAGCCACACCAACCGCCGCACCAACCACAGCUGCCCCCGCUGACUAUAGGACUAUUCUGAACACAUGCCGAUCCCCACUGUGACAUUCACCAACCAGAGCCUCCGCAAUGCCCACGGCUGAUGACCGGAGACCCCGGAGAGGCGGCCAGGGUGGGCCUCCCAGGAGGGGUGGCUACACAAAUGGCAAAGGUCCGCAAUGGCAGCCCAACGGCAGUGGCCAUGAUCGACCAGAAGGCUACCGGGGACCCCCAAGGCAGUCGGGGUCUGGACCUCGGGGAGGACAACACCAGGGACGUGGCCGCCCCACAGGGAACCGGGGACCCCCUCGCAACACCGGCGUUCCAGCUGCCGCCUACGCCCAGUAACGGCUGUUGCCGUUGAGAUGCUUCUUCGCCCAGUCGCCCCAGGAGGGCACUGCUACCAAUGCAACCAUCUAAUGACUCUGCCGCCUGUCUGGGAGCUGUUGCCUCUGCUGCCCCUGUUCCUAUCAGCCUUGAUUUUUCUGUUAAUGUUAUAGCCCUCCCUGUACUCCCAGACUCUCUCUCUCUGCAAGUUUUUCAUUUUUUAUCCUUUCUUUGUGUGUGUCGUGCCUGUACCAGUCUGCCAGGGGCAGUGGAAGGCCUUCCUCCCACCCUUCUUCGAGACGGGCGAGGGAGGUGCUGUAUUAAAGAAGGUCAUCUCUCAGGCGUGCGUGCCAGGACCAACAACAACCCUCGCCCUCUCUCAUUCUGCAGAGAGUUUCGUGCAUACACACAUUGUUUGUUCCCCUCUCCACUCUUUUUUUUUUCCUCUUCCUGUUUCUAUGCGGAAGUGGAUGCCAGCAAUUGUUGCGCGUAAGGCUGUUUGCGUGUGUGGAAUGCGUGCGAAAGCAUGCCGAGGCAAAUAAAGAGAGCUGAGGUGGAUCGUCUAGUUUAAAAAAAAAAAA